AUGACGUCGUGCUCACCAAACAUUGAUGAUCUCUUCGCGGAGGCAUUCGCAUGUUUCGAACAGGGUCUAUGCUAUGAUGAAAUCAACGAUUAUGAGAAUGCGAUCAUCAUCUACGAACGUGGCUUGAAUCUAGUUAAAGAGGCUGAAUUGGGCAAAAAUGCGAAGAAGAGUGCAUUGUAUAAGGAAAUUUGUACGUCAGGAAAGCGAGUCGAAAAACGUUUGAAGAAGUUGAAAAAGGAAAAAACACCUACACAGUUGAAACGAUCGUUGACAGAGCCAGAAAAGGAGAAGCCCGACGAGUGGGUAAUGGUGGACAAAGCUUCCAUCGGCGAUGAAGACGUUAAACAUGAACUACGAGAACAAUUGGAGUCCAUCAAUGAAGGUGAAGCAGAGCUAGUGUUCUUCAUACCAGACGGUGUUCAGUUGUUCAUUAUAGAGGGUGAUUCAACAUCUGUUCCCACUUAUCCGUGUCCUCUGGAGAUUUUCCGUUUCAACAAACAGACAAAAUUGACGAACGACGUACAGGCUGAAGCUUUCAUAAAGGUAUCAAUCGGUCAAUUCGAGUGCAUUCUCGAUUUCCGAAUUCCAUCUGAUCCAAACACCAGAGCUCAGCAUUUUAUUUGUAAUUCAUCGUUCGAAUUCAAGAUUCUACAAUGA
Messenger RNA from Anisakis simplex (herring worm), 657 nucleotides. Lineage: Eukaryota; Metazoa; Nematoda; Chromadorea; Rhabditida; Anisakidae. The record is from the annotation of a GenBank genome assembly.